Conger conger (European conger) is the source of this 3643-nucleotide messenger RNA. RefSeq lists its product as uncharacterized. Lineage: Eukaryota; Metazoa; Chordata; Actinopteri; Anguilliformes; Congridae. Gene Ontology annotation, biological process: protein polyubiquitination; ubiquitin-dependent protein catabolic process. The transcript has 8 exons. Gene Ontology annotation, molecular function: ubiquitin protein ligase activity. Bases 236 to 1408 code for a protein of 390 amino acids. The record is from RefSeq and is a predicted model, not a curated record.
GGUUUAUGCAGUCUGGCACUGUUUUGAAUGCUAACUUUCUGUCCGUGUGAUCGAGGAAGUCAGAUAUAUUGCGGGAAAGUGAUUUCUUCCCGGCAGGAAUCUCCGCACGAGUCAUGUGAUCUUACUCUGGCAGCUUUCCGGGUAUAUUUUAUUUUCAUAGGCGGACGUCAGAUAUGCGCUGAGCAGACGAUCAUAGCGCUCUGACAGACGCGCCGGCAGGCGGACCGAGCGAGCCAUGGAAUCAGUUUGUGGAGGCGCCGACAGCCCAGCGUGUUCCGUAUGUCAGGACGACUUGCAGGAUCCCACCCGGGUUGCCCAGUGCGGUCAUGUGUUCUGCAGGUCCUGUCUAACACAGUCACUGCGAAUAAGGCCACACUGCCCACUCUGCAGGGCUCCGGCCAAUGAGUUUCAGAUCCUCCCAGCCCCUGAUGUCCUGGCCCCUGUGGGACGAGGCGCAGUUGCCCAAACAGUAGGACAUAGCAGCGCUACGCACUCUUCCUGCACCCAAACAGCUCCCCGGAGCAGGAUACGAGACCACCUCCAGAGACAUGGCACGGCCCUGCCACUGAUGGAUCCCUUCGCCACAGUGUCGUCAUUGCGACUGUCCAGUGGCAUGCAGGAACGUUUGCGUCUUCUGAGUGCAUCGAUUGAGGCCUCGCAGAUUGGACCACCUCCUGUCCCACGUGACCAACCUGCCAUGCCCAUCGUACCUGCCCCACACAUCCUACCUGCCCCACGUGUCCCUCCUCCCCUGCCUACGCAACCUCCCCCACCCAUCCCACCUGCCCUACGCAUCCAACCUGCCCCACGUGGCCCUCCUGCCCUGCCUACCCAACCUCCCCCACCCAUCCCACCUGCCCUACGCAUCCAACCUGCCCCACGUGGCCCUCCUGCCCUGCCUACCCAACCUCCCCCACCCAUCCAACCUGCCUUGCCACACCCAGUCCCGCGUGCGGGACCUGUUCCCCCACCCAUCAACACCAUCCCCACGUGGGCACCACCUCUGGACUCCCCCUCGCCUUCCAGCUCAUAUUCGUCCUCCUCAGAUGAAGAGUUUCUGGAUGACAUGCUAGAUGAUUUCGAGAUGUGGCAAUCAGGGGACAGAAGCUCUGUCGAUCCAUUUGGGAAUUUCAACUGCCCUUACUGCCAGCAAGGGGGACUGGAUGAGCCGGGUCUGCUGGAGCACUGCAACACCAAUCACAGAGCUGAUCCCAGGCGUGUGGUGUGCCCCAUAUGCGUGUCCCUGCCUCACGGAGACCCCACCUAUCGGAGCGCAGACUUCAUCGGACACAUAAACCACCGCCACCGCUAUUACAGCGCUGACUUCAUGGAUGUGGCCCACAAUGAUACCAUCAGCCAACAAGCAGCAAUCCUGGCCUCCUACAACUCUCUGGCGCAAAGCAGUUAAAUCGAAAUGUUCUGUGAUCUGUAAUUAGCCAAUUAUAUUCUGAACUCUAUGUGUGGAGAUGUAGAGAACCCAGUGAAAACACUGAGGUACUGUACAAACACACAUUUACGACAUAGGCAAGAUCAGAGUAUGCACUCACAGUAAACUUGUUGCAAUAUAUUAGUGAUAAGGCCUUUAUUAAGCUAGAGAUAGCAUAUUAAUACCUUAUCAAAUGUGCUGUAAAACGCGUAACUGCAAGCUCUGUAAGAAAAACAGUGUGAAGUGUUGGCCUGGGACUAGCAGACCCGAGAUGAGAAGAGUUAUUAGAGCUGCAGAAUAUUAAACAUAAUUUGUUUUGUAGUGUCUAUACGUUAGUGAUAUGGGCCCAUACACUGCCAGGGAUAUAAUGUGCCAGGUCUUUGUGUACUUAUUAUGGAGUUCAGGACUUGAAUGGAAAGCAUAACUAUUUUUUAUGUGCAAUAUAUUUUCCUACUUUUUAUAGCAGAAUGGCCUUUCCUAAACUUGGGGAAUACAAUAAAUGUAAAAUGCAGGAUUGUGAAUGUGUUGUGCUAGUGAGUGAUAUUGAGGUUUGGUGCUAAAUCACUAGAACAAACAAGAUGGCACCAUUGCUGUACUAUGCAAGAUACCUUUGCACAUGUUUUCUAUCAUGAAAUAAUAUAAGAUACAGGAAUUUUAAUAGUAACCAGUAUGUUUGUACAGCCAGGUACAUAAAUAUUUAGACAUUGACAGAGUUAUUGAUAUUUUAGCCAUUUACCACAGGAUAUUGGAGUUGGAAGUAAACGUUGUCAUCAUUUUGCCUACCAAAGUAACACAUGAGUGAUUUUAGUGUUUAGUUUGGCAACAUCCUCGGAUCGAAAUAUCAGCAAGACCACCUAACCUCAGCAAACCAAAUGAUGACUCAUAACGACGGAAUAUCAUUAACUGCACGUUAUCUGACAGUGCCCAGAUAAACGUCUACAACAAAGGCAAAUGACUUGUGUGUCAGUGUCGUCAGUAACGUAAACUAGCAAGCCAGCUAGCUAACGUUAGUGCACUGGGGAUACCUUAUUGCAAUAGCAUUGCUUAGCUAACGUUAGUGCAGUGGGGAUACAUUAUUGCCAGUGCCUAAUACAAUGGCUUAGCUAGUGGAGUGGCGAUACAUUAUUGCUGGCUAACUUUAGGAAACGAUACUUAACUAGUGCAGUGGAAUGAACUAUUGCUAUCUAACGUUAGCAAUACCAUUGCGUAGCAACCAAUAAACUAGCCUACUGUUCAGCGGAAGAAUACAUUUAGGCUACCAUAUAAACAUAGUUCCAUUAAAAAUACAUUAAUUUAAAGCUUGUCCUGUCUUUCUUUUGUGAAAUUUUGAAAGAUAAAAGUGGUAACCGUUAAAAGCGCCACAGCAAGGGGGUGUAACGGCACUGAGGGUAUUUACUAUUUAUCUAAAUCUGGUGAACGUUGUAUGAAUUACAGUCCUUUGUAUACAUAGUAAAAAAAAAUGAGGGGCUCAAAAUAAUUAACAUAAUCAUAGAUUAAAUUGUCAUUGUUUCAUACUUGGCUGCAUAGCCUUUGCAUGCCAUGACUUGCUGAUGUCCGUAUCAACAUCAUCAGAGUCUGAUCUUAUUUUCAGGUUGUCCUACACUUGUUGUCCUAGCUCAUAUUCAUUAUUUACUUCAACGCCGAAAUCCUGUGGUAGACAUUGAUAAUCUUUGCCAUGCAAAUAAUUUGCUUCUAAAGCUCAUUUUAAUUUUGGUCUUUUUUUUAAAUUGCGUGCAGACAGCACAUUUCCUUACCUUGAAUGUGUUUUUUCCACUCCACACAACUGUCGCCUAAACUAGGGCUGCACAAUAUAUGGUAGGCUACCUAUAUUUAUCGUCGUGGAGAUAUGAACAUGCAAGAUAAAAACAUCUCAAAAGACUGCUUCACCUGCGAUGAAUAGUAUUUAUUUCAACUGAUGUUCUGUUAGAUUGAUUGGCUGCUCAUAUGCAAUGUCUUCAAUAGAACCAUGUUGGAAAUAAUGCAUUUAAUCCAAUUAAUAGCAGUGUACCUAAAGCAGAAAGACGUUAGAACUGCAGAGUUCAACAUUAAUUUUUUUUGUAUUUGCUUAUUUAUCGCAAGUCAUGUCAUCAUUGCAAUAUUCAACAACGUUAUCGCAUAUUGCCUAUUGUCCUCGCCCUUGCCUAAAGCGAUAUAAUUGAUUAAUUAAAUACAUUCAGAAUUGUCAGAAUCUUCUUUUAUUAAAGGCAUCAAAAAUCC